AUGCAUUUUAGGUUGGUGGCUGCUACAAAACCAGCAGAAUACAAGACCAUGAAGCAUAAAAAGCGAGUUUAUGUGGCUAUUAUCCUCACAUGGAUCUUCAGUAUAGGAAUAUCGCUUCCUUUAGGUACUGGCUUCAACACACGAACUAAGCACUUUUUGUUAACCGAACAUCACUGUGGGAUUUAUAACCCAAUGUAUAUGUUAGGCAGUAGCAUAUUUGCCUUCUAUCUGCCAUGUUUUGUCAUGCUAAUCACUUACGGGUAUAUUUUCUAUACAUUGCGGAAGCGACUUCGAGCAAUUCAGCUGCAGGAAAUGGCCGGAGGGCAGUUCCUCGGAUUUGGUGCGGAUGUCGGUAAUAUAACAACAUCUGCGAUUCAAUCGGUCAUUGGAAUAGCACCAAAAAAUCGAAAUAUGAUUACAUGGGAGAAACCGCUUCUUCGAAAAAUUGAGGAAACUGCUGCAGAACACGCCAGUUCACUGAACGACAGUGAAAGAGAACAGCUUCAAACAAUCCUGGAAGCUGUUCAUCCUUCCUCUUCGGGAAGCCAGGACAACACGACUAUUGAAGACGACAACGAUCGGCCUCCUUCGGUCCUCUUAGAAGCUGUCACGCUUAAAUGUGAAAACUCGAAUCAUGGCCCAAUGUUAGAGCUUCCACGGCCCGCAUACACCAAGAAGUAA
Messenger RNA from Strongylus vulgaris, 681 nucleotides. The record is from the annotation of a GenBank genome assembly. NCBI's taxonomy places the organism in Eukaryota, Metazoa, Nematoda, Chromadorea, Rhabditida, Strongylidae.